AAAAAAACUAUAAAAAUAUCUCACGAGACACAACCGGACUCGCUCCCUCGUUCCGCUAACUCAGCCCUAUGGAGAUCGCCCCCGCGUCUCCUCCGCCUCCGCCGGGCGUUGAAAUCCCCGGUUCAUCUACAGAUGCCGUUGUGGAAGACAGCAUGAAGCCGUCUCCAUCAAUAUCUUCCACAUCGUCAGAGAAGGAAGAAAAAGGGUCGUCAUCGAUGUCGUUCGGGGCGUCGGCGAAGUAUGGUGCGGAGAUGGAGGAGGAGGAGGAGGAAGACGUUUGCAGGAUCUGCCGGAACCCGGGCGAUGCGGAGAACCCCCUUCGAUACCCUUGCGCGUGUAGCGGCAGUAUCAAAUUUGUCCACCAGGAUUGUCUUCUUCAAUGGCUGAAUCACAGUAAUGCUCGACAAUGCGAGGUUUGCAAGCAUGCUUUUUCUUUCUCUCCUGUGUACGCUGAGAAUGCUCCAGCAAGGCUUCCUUUUCAGGAGUUUGUGGUUGGGAUGGCAAUGAAAGCUUGUCAUGUUCUGCAGUUCUUUUUGCGCCUUAGUUUUGUACUUUCAGUUUGGCUCCUCAUUAUACCUUUCAUUACCUUUUGGAUAUGGCGGUUGGCUUUCGUCCGGAGUUUUGGUGAAGCUCAGAGUUUAUUCGUUAGCCAUAUUUCAACCACAAUCAUUCUUACUGAUUGCUUGCAUGGGUUCCUACUUUCUGCUAGCAUUGUGUUCAUUUUUCUUGGAGCUACUUCUUUGAGGGAUUAUUUCCGGCAUUUGCGAGAGCUCGGAGGAGAUGCUGAGAGAGAAGAUGAAGGGGAUAGGAAUGGUGUUCGUGCUGCUAGGCGACCCCCGGGACAAGUUAAUAGGAAUUUAGCUGGUGAUGGUAAUGGUGAAGAUGCUGGUGGAGCACAAGGUAUUGGUGGAGCUGGCCAAUUGAUCAGAAGGAAUGCUGAAAAUGUAGCUGCUCGUUGGGAAAUGCAAGCAGCUCGUCUUGAAGCUCAUGUUGAACAGAUGUUUGAUGGCCUGGAUGAUGCAGAUGGCGCCGAAGAUGUACCUUUUGAUGAGCUUGUUGGCAUGCAGGGUCCUGUUUUCCAUUUGGUUGAGAAUGCAUUCACUGUUCUAGCGAGCAAUAUGAUAUUCCUUGGUGUUGUAAUAUUUGUGCCUUUCUCUAUAGGCCGUAUUAUUCUCUAUUAUUUAUCCUGGCUUUUCUCUUCUGCAAGUGGCCCGGUGCUGUCAGUAGUCAUGCCACUGACAGAUACUGCCCUUUCCUUGGCAAACAUCACAUUAAAGAACACAUUAACUGCUGUUACAAAUUUGACAUCUGAAGGCCAAGGUCAGGCUGUAGAAAUGUUGAAAGCAAACUCUACUGGAGUCUCUGAAGUCUCAAGCAACACAAGUGCAUCAUUUUCAGAAGAUCUUUUGAAAGGAGUAACUCUUGGAUCAUCAAGGCUUUCUGAUGUUACAACUCUUGCUAUUGGUUACAUGUUUAUAUUCUCCUUAGUCUUCUUCUACCUUGGUAUUGUCACUUUGAUUAGGUACACUAGGGGUGAGCCUUUGACAAUGGGGAGGUUCUAUGGAAUUGCCUCACUAGCCGAGACAAUACCAUCCCUCUUCAGGCAGUUCUUGGCGGCAAUGAGUCAUUUGAUGACAAUGAUUAAGGUUGCUUUCUUGCUUGUAAUUGAACUUGGGGUGUUCCCUUUGAUGUGUGGGUGGUGGCUAGAUGUAUGUACAAUAAGGAUGUUUGGGAAAUCGAUGUCUCAAAGAGUUCAAUUCUUCUCAGUUUCACCUUUAGCAAGCUCAUUGAUACAUUGGGUUGUAGGAAUUGUGUACAUGCUCCAAAUAAGCAUCUUUGUUAGCCUUCUUCGAGGGGUUUUACGUAAUGGGGUUCUAUACUUCCUUCGAGACCCAGCCGAUCCAAACUACAAUCCCUUCCGUGAUUUAAUUGAUGACCCUGUACACAAGCACGCUAGGAGGGUCUUGUUAUCAGUUGCAGUUUAUGGGAGUUUAAUUGUGAUGCUGGUAUUUUUGCCAGUUAAGCUUUCUAUGAGGAUGGCUCCUUCUAUUUUUCCACUCGAUAUAUUGGUAUCAGACCCAUUUACUGAGAUUCCAGCUGACAUGCUUCUCUUUCAAAUAUGCAUUCCAUUUGCCGUUGAGCAUUUUAAAUUGCGGACAACAAUCAAGUCUCUUCUGCGCUAUUGGUUUACUGCAGUUGGAUGGGCAUUAGGCUUAACGGACUUCUUACUUCCCAGACCGGAGGAGAAUGGUGGCCAAGAAAAUGUCAAUGUGGAACCAGGACAACAGGAUAGACUACAGAUCAUGCAAAUAGGUGGACAGGAACAGGCCAUGGUUGCAUUUGAGGCUGAUGAUGAUCCCAAUAGAGGCCUCCUGGCAUCAGGGAACUCUAAUGCUGUGGAAUUUGAUGGGGAUGAGCAAACUGAUUCAGACAGGUACAGUUUUGUUCUUCGCAUUGUCCUGUUAUUGGUCAUUGCUUGGAUGACUUUGCUUGUAUUCAACUCUGCCUUGAUAGUAGUACCAAUAUCAUUUGGACGAGCUCUAUUCAAUGCAAUUCCUCUUCUCCCAAUAACUCACGGCAUUAAGUGCAAUGACCUUUAUGCUUUUGUCAUUGGAAGCUAUUUCAUUUGGACUGCCCUGGCUGGGGCUAGAUACUACAUUGAGCACAUAAGAACAAAGAGGGCUUCAGUUCUGUUAGGCCAAAUCUGGAAGUGGGGUGUCAUUGUCAUCAAGAGCUCCUUGCUCUUAUCAAUAUGGAUUUUUGUCAUUCCUGUUCUUAUUGGCCUACUUUUUGAGCUUUUGGUGAUUGUGCCGAUGCGGGUGCCUGUGGAUGAGAGUCCAGUUUUCCUCCUCUACCAAGAUUGGGCGUUGGGUCUCAUUUUUCUGAAGAUAUGGACUAAACUGGUUAUGCUGGACCAUAUGAUGCCAUUAGUAGAUGAAAGCUGGCGAAUGAAAUUCGAAAGGGUGAGGGAAGAUGGCUUCUCCAGACUGCAGGGCCUUUGGGUAUUGCGGGAGAUUGUGUUCCCCAUUAUAAUGAAGCUGCUGACAGCAUUGUGUUUACCUUACGUAUUAGCCCGAGGGGUGUUUCCCGUGCUCGGCUACCCAUUAGUGGUAAACUCGGCAGUCUACCGGUUCGCAUGGCUAGGAUGCCUCUGCUUCAGCUUGUUGUGCUUCUGUGCCAAGAGGUUCCAUGUCUGGUUCACUAACCUCCACAACUCCAUAAGGGACGACAGAUACCUCAUCGGUCGUCGACUUCAUAACUUUGGGGAAGACUUGGAACAGAAGCAAAGCGAGGCAAGAACCUCAUCUGAAGCACUGGCUUCUGAUCUGCAGGCCACUGGAAUAAUCCGGCAGCCCGACCAUGAUGCUGAUGUUGGGUUGAGACUGAGGCGUGUUAAUUAAAAACAUGCGUCCAAUGAAACCGGUGUUAGGGAGCUUUUUAGAAGCCUGUAUGAAAUGGAUUUUCAGAUAUAUGAUUUUGAGAAGAUGGUAUCCAACUUUGGUAGGUAGUGUUUUGUGCAUAGAAUACGUGUUAACUUGGUUAUUAGGGUUUGUCCUAAAUUUCACCAGCUUAGAAAAGCAGCAAACAAAUUACCACUUUAUUUGUUUAUUUCAACUCUUGAAUUUAUGAUUCAGAGCCACUCGAACUUGCACAUGUAAAAUACUCAAUAUUACUAUAAUAAUGCAUGUAAAAACUCAUGUUUGGUCA
Molecule: messenger RNA, 3708 nt
Organism: Hibiscus syriacus
Lineage: Eukaryota; Viridiplantae; Streptophyta; Magnoliopsida; Malvales; Malvaceae
Product: probable E3 ubiquitin ligase SUD1
Exons: 9
Coding region: 69-3401 (1110 amino acids)
Cellular component (GO): endoplasmic reticulum membrane
Molecular function (GO): zinc ion binding
Source: RefSeq, a predicted model, not a curated record